AUGGCUUUAAACACGGACUUCGAGAAUGAUCCCGAUGACUACACGGAGUCUGAACACGUCAAGGCUGUUGCCUUUGAUGAUAUGAAUCUCAAGUCUGAGCUUCUUCGUGGUGUAUACGCGUACGGUUUUGAGCGCCCUUCGUCUAUCCAGCAGUGUGCCAUUAUGCCUAUCAUCAAUGGUCACGAUGUGAUUGCCGAAUCCUCUUACGGUGCUGGGAAGACGGUUACUUGCGUUAUUCCCGUUCUUCAGAAAGUAAGAGCUGAUUUGAAAGCCUGCCAGGCUCUGAUUUUCGUUCCUACCCGCGAGUCAGCUUUCAAGACUCAGGAGCUCAUAGUCGCUAUCAGCGACUUCAUGAAUAUCCGGUGUCAUGCCUGUGUUGGCGGAGUCAGCAUGCUUGACUAUGAGAAGGUCUUCCAAGAUGCCCCUCACGUUGUGGUUGGAACACCUGGCCGCCUUAGGGAUUUAAUACAGCGUAGUAUCCUCAAGACGGCGAACAUAGAGCUGAUCGUCCUUGACGACGCCGAUGAGAUCUUUGCUCGUGGUUUCGCGGAUCAUAUCUACGAUAUUCCCCAACUUCUUUCGCACCCGACCCAGGUUGUUUGUACCUCUGCUACGAUGCCGCAAGACCUUCUCGAAGCCACCGGUAUAUUGAUGCAUGAUCUCCAUCAUAUUUAUAUCAAGAAGAAGGGAUUCCGCCUCGAAGGCAUCAAGCAAUUCUACGUUAAUGUCGAGAAGGAAGAGUAUAAGCUCAAGGCCUUUCUCGAUCUGUACACAAGCGUACCGGCGUUUCAGACAAUCACUUUCUGCAAUACGCGCAAAAAGACUGAAUGGCUCGUGGAGAAGCUGAGUGCUCUUAAGCUCCCCUUCUUCGCUAUGCAUGGGGAUUUGCCAGCAUUUGAACGUGCUGUAAUUAUGGAGGAAUUUCGCUCUACUUCUGCUGGGUUAUUGAUUGCCACUGAGCUUCUUGCCCGUGGUAUAGAUGUUCAGCAGAUUCCUCUGGUUGUUAAUUAUGAUCUGCAUGCGAAUUGUGAGAAUUACAUACAUCGUGUCGGUCGUGGCGGUCGUUCCGGCCGAAAUGGCGUCGUUGUCAAUCUGGUUACCUCCGAUGAUAUUUGUCUCAUUAGUAGAAUCGAGGAUUUCUAUGAUACCGAGGUUGAAGAGACAAUCUUAGAUCAUCUCAAGCUUUAUUUGACAAAGCAAGAAUGGGUCAAGACUUCAGAGACCUCACUUUGA
Colletotrichum costaricense is the source of this 1233-nucleotide messenger RNA. Its product is annotated as ATP-dependent RNA helicase eIF4A. The record is from RefSeq and is a predicted model, not a curated record. NCBI's taxonomy places the organism in Eukaryota, Fungi, Ascomycota, Sordariomycetes, Glomerellales, Glomerellaceae. Bases 1 to 1233 code for a protein of 410 amino acids. Gene Ontology annotation, molecular function: RNA helicase activity; ATP binding; RNA binding. The transcript has 4 exons.